This is a messenger RNA of Anoplophora glabripennis (Asian longhorned beetle), 734 nucleotides long. RefSeq lists its product as uncharacterized. The coding region runs from base 153 to 734 and encodes 193 amino acids. The transcript has 5 exons. NCBI's taxonomy places the organism in Eukaryota, Metazoa, Arthropoda, Insecta, Coleoptera, Cerambycidae. The record is from RefSeq and is a predicted model, not a curated record.
GCAGGUUAGAACGGUCGGACAGGUGAAAGAUUAAAAAGUUCUUCUGCGGCAGUCAGUCCAUCAACGUGACAAUGAGCACGCGGAACGGUCGUACGCGGUCAACGAACAAGCGUUCUCUCGGAGACUGUUGACGGUUCGCCCCCUUAGAAAAAAUGGUUCGGUUUGGAAAAAUGGAAGAGCAGGAACGGCGCGAGCUGUUAGCCAGCAUGAAAGAGAUGAGUCUGGAUAGUAAUAAGCAUAUUGAUAACGCUGCAUUCCAACAUGUACGAGAAAACAUCGACGACUUAGAUGGUAAAAAUGGAAUUAAUGAGACUGAUUUAAUAUUCCUAAAAGGACUUAUGGACAGUCCCGUAUUGACAAAUUUAGUUAAGACAGCUGGUGAAAUCGUGUUGAGGCGGGCAUAUUUCACAGCUUGUAAUCACUGGAUGAUUCAGGAUCUAAUAACGUCUAAAAGCACAAAAAAAUCAGAUACAUACAUUGGAAUAGAAAAUGACCCAGUACGAGAUAAAAGAUCGUAUACAAGACGUAAUGUAAUAGAGGAUCAGGCGCAGGAAUUGGAAAAUUUAUCCUUGUGGCAGAGCAGAGUAGAAUCAGUUAGUUACGAUAGUUGCAGGAUAAUAGUUGUGAGAGAGGACCAUAAUAAAUUUGGUGAGGAUAGACAGAGGUUCAAGAUCGUCUGGAAGACCCUCCAGUAUUCCCCAAGCCAGUGUCCUCGGAAGGCAAGAGCCUCCUGA